Messenger RNA from Rana temporaria (common frog), 1444 nucleotides. RefSeq names its product urokinase plasminogen activator surface receptor-like. The transcript is spliced from 9 exons. Lineage: Eukaryota; Metazoa; Chordata; Amphibia; Anura; Ranidae. Bases 57 to 1259 code for a protein of 400 amino acids. The record is from RefSeq and is a predicted model, not a curated record.
CAGUUAAAAUAGGCUCAGCGUUGACCGAGGCGACACCAGGACAGCACACGUUGAGGAUGGACGGCCUGCUAAGCUUUCUCUGCCUGCUUUGUGCCCUCGUAACACCAGGUCAUUCUCUUUCAUGCAUCUCAUGUAUGGGACUAGAUUCCUGCACGGGACCUUCUGAGACAUGUAUGCCUAAUUACAGUUGCGGCGUGGCCUAUAGAGAGACCACGGAAGGGGGAGUCAUCAAUAAAGGCUAUAUACAGUCAUGUGUGCCGACCAGCAAGUGUAAUAAAGUGGGCAGCAUCAGCUAUACCGGCGGCACAAUGAAGAUGGGGAUUUCAUGCUGCAACACUGAUAACUGCACUGCAACUCUACCCCAAUUGCCAGCCACCAGUUCCCAGGCCAAUGGACUUGUUUGCCCAUCAUGCCGAUCGCAGGUCUUGUGUGAUCAACAGGCGAAUAUACAAUGUACUGGCAGUGAGCAAACUUGUGUUUUUCAACCUUCCUCAUCAGGAACUGUGAUGGGCUGCGCAACUUCAACCCUUUGUGACGUGGGAGACUAUUCCUACGGAUCUGGAAGUAACUCUGUAGUAAUACAAUUUCUUUGUUUCCCUGCAACCAGCAGCACUGCAACAGGCACCUCAUGUGUUGUCUGCCAAGCCAGCGACUCCAUAACAUGUACCUCCUCAUUAAGUGUAAUCCCUCCAAAUUCCAAAUGUGCAUCCGCUUACGUGAUAACCACCACAAAUGGAGUGAAGUCAUACCAAGUCAUCCGAUCUUGGUCUCCUGUAAGCAAGUGUAACAUCGCUGGUUCCAUGACUGUGGGUGGCACCAAGUUAUCGAUGGGUAUAAGUUGCUGUGAUGGAGAUGGCUGUACUCCAUCAAUACCAGAUUCAACAUCUACGAGCACAGUAUCAAAUGGUGUGCAAUGCAAAACAUGUGCAUCUUCGAGCUCCGGCUCCUGUGAGACUGCGACCACCAUGACCUGCACCGGACAAGAGAACCUGUGUAUGACCUAUGCGCAGACAACCACAACUGGAAGCAUCUCUUCUACUUCAUCGGUUCGAGGAUGCGGUACGAAAUCCCUGUGUGAUGCUCAAAACCCUUCCAUUACUAUGAAUUAUAAGACUGUUGUAAAUAACUUCAUUUGUGAAAACUAUCCUAGCAAUGGGGGAAACGUCAUUACUGCUCCAAGCACCGGGGGAGUCGCUUUUCUUCUCUUUUCCACCCUCACCGCCAUGCUUAUCCUCCACCAGUUUAAUAGGGAUGCCUAAACAUCUUGGGACGCCAGCUUGUGAAAACAGGAACGGUCAUUGGAGGAUGAAUUCAGGGAAACAAUAAAUGUAUAUUGCUAGGGCUGAAAGUUCAAAGUCAAACUGGCCUUAAAUUAGACAUGUGCAGACUGGAAUAUUUCGUUUCGUUUUUUCGUUUUCGUUUGGAAAAUAAAUUUAUUUAGUUA